CCUCAACCUCUUUAUCUGAAACAUCUGAACCGGAAAUCGGUCUGAACGGUGAAACAACGCGGAAGAAGUUGCUCCACCGCAAAGCAUGCUGGACAUGUCUGUCUCUCUGUCUGCAAAGAGAGACAGGAUCCAGCGACAGGUGGAGCAGCUGGAACAGAGUCUGUCUGCAACACACACUGAACUGGAGCUGCUGAGCAGUGAGACAGGUGAUGAAUCAGAUGGUGAUGAUGCAGAGGAAGAGAGACAGUGUGCUGCAGGUCUGUUGGCUCAGAGGAAGAAGAUCCAGAAUGAGAUCCAGAACCUGGAGGAAGUCCUGGGUCAACAUAGUCCCGUCUGUGUGUCAGAUGAUGAUGACGACGACGACAGCAUCAGCAGCGAGGAGAGUGAGCUGGGUCUGUCUCCGUCAGCAGACUCGUGUCUUCAGAUGAACCUCGUCUACCAGCAGGUGGUUCAAGAGACCCUGGACCAGCUGGAGACAUUACUGACAAACAACCACAGACAGCAGAAGGAGCUUGUGUCUCAGCUGUCUGGACCAAUCAGAGAGUCCUCCAGGGAACGGCCCGUCCAUCCCUCCUGCCAGCAGCCAAUCAACAUGUACCUGGGCCGCUUUCUCAAACCAUACUUUAAGGACAAACUGACAGGACUGGGUCCUCCAGCCAAUCAAGAGACAAAGGAGAAGGCCAGCAGGAUGACUGGUUGUCUGGACGACAAGAAACUGAAAGUAAAACGAUGGGAGAGCUGGCAGAAGACUCUGUUAUUCCACUCAGUUACCAGAGACAGUCUGAGGAGGCUCAUCCAACCUAAACUAUCCAAGGUGGACUAUCUGAGCCAGAAGCUGUCCAGAGCAGCGGAGACAGACAAGCAGCAGCUCAGACAGCAGAUGGACAGUCUGGAGAGAGACAUCGAGCUGCUCAGAGCGAAGAAGGACAACGAGCUUGUUGGUGGUCGAUACGAUGAACACGAUUGGCCGAAGAUUUCUAAUAUUGAUUUUGAAGGGACGAGGGAGGCUGAGGACAUCUACAGCUUCUGGCAGAACUUCCUCCACCCGUCCAUCAGCAAGAGGAAGUGGAGUCAAGAGGAGGUGCAGCAGCUGAAGGAGGUCAGCAGGAGACAUGGAGAGAGACACUGGGACACCAUCGCUUCAGAGCUGAGGACGGGGAGGACGGCCUUCCUGUGUCUCCAGACGUUCCAGCGGUUCGUCUCAGACUCGUUGAAACGAGGCAUUUGGACUCCGGACGAAGACGUUUUGCUCAGAGAGCUCGUGGACAAGAUGAGAAUCGGGAACUUCAUCCCCUACACACAGAUGAGUUACUUCAUGGAGGGGCGAGACCCGGCUCAGCUGAUCUACAGGUGGAACCAGGUGUUGGACCCGAGUCUGAAGAAAGGCUUCUGGACCAAAGAGGAGGACCAGCUGCUGCUGCAUGCCGUGUCUCGUUUUGGUGAGAAGGACUGGUGGAAGAUCCGGUUUGAGGUUCCUGGACGCACUGACACCAGCUGCAGAGACAGGUAUUAUGACUGUCUGAAGGCAGAGACAAAGAGAGGACCGUUCGACCAACAGGAGAAGGAGCUGCUGCUGCUGCUGGUGGAGAAACACGGCGUCGGUCGUUGGGCGAAGAUUGCUGCAGAGAUUCCUCAUCGUUACGACGCUCAGUGUCUGAGAGAGUGGAGGAGACUGAGCAAACCACCACAACCUCCUCAUCUUAAGAAAGCUAAAACCACUAGAAAGACUUCAGGUGGAAAGAAGAAGAAGAAACCGACUUGUCCCGCCAGGAAGAGAAACGGGAGACGACGGGUGACCUUGAAGGAGGAGAGCAGCGAGGAGGAGGAGGAAGUGGAGUACAUGGACAGUGAUGAAGAGAAGAAUACAAAGACGAAGGAGGAGGUAGUGCAGAGUACUGAGGAGGAGCAGGAGGAGUACGCUUUCCCCUCCAUGCAGGACUGGAUUCCAGCAGAAAAAGCACAAUGUUUCACCUUCCUGAGCUUCCGACCGGUGGAGUUACCUUCUUCUGGACUCGCCCACAACCAGGUUCCGGUCCGGUCCACCAUCCUGGGCCAGUUUGGACGCUCCGUGGUCCUGGGACCUAGUCCCAGAGAGCUGCUAUGGACGGAAUGCCGUGGCAGCAGCACCAUGAUGAUGGUGUCACCUGAACAGCUCCGAGCCCACCUGCACCGCCAGGUGGACAAGUACAGCAACCGGAGCUCCGGCCCCCCCCCGAGGAAGAUCCAGACCGACAAGCGGAGCCCCCUAAGCCGGGUAACAGACCCGGGUCUGAUCUACGAGCUGCAGGCCGCCAUGACGCCGUGGAUUGGUAACGUGCUGAUCUCCCAAGAGCACCGAGCAACGUCAGCCGAGGCCCUAAGGGAGCGGGGAGGCACCACCCGGCUCCUCUCCACCACGGUCUUCCUGCUCUUCCUCCAGACCAUGAACGUGGACGCUAUGGGCUGUAAGGAGAUGAUCGAGCAGAGGAGGAAUCGGGUCCUGGUCUUCGAACCGCCGUCUCCGACUCCCGACUCCUCCUUCCUGCACAACACCGUGGCAGGACUUCUGCAGCAGAAGAGACUCAUGAAAGAGGAGCAGCAGCACAAACUGAUCCUGAACCAGCUUCAGGUGCUGCAUCAACCUCAGUUGCCCCCUAACAUGCAUCCUAGGAUGUCUUCCGUGUCCUUUCCUCAGGCUGUCUUCAUUCCUCAUCCUGUCUCACAACCUCUCUCGCCGUCCAUCCGGCUCAUAAACCCGUGUCCUCCAGCUCCACACCGACCUCCUCCUGUGGGGGUCCUGACCUCCCUGUUACCUGCACACUCUUCUCCUCAUGCCCCCCCUGCCUCCGUGGUCCCAGUGACCCUGAAGGCCACAUCCACCUGCUCUGCUGCUUUCCGUCAGGAAGCUCUGCCUUUGACUCAGAACCUGAUGGUUGCUUUGCCCUGUUCCGCCAAUCCUGGUCCUGCCCCCAGUCCAUCAAGCCUCAUCUCAAGGUCCCCCAAAGGGAGGGGGAAAAAGGUAGCAGAGGAUCAGAGAGGGGGGGUUGUGGGCGGAGAAAAUAAUGGUGAGGGAGGAGCAUGUGAUCGUCUGAUCAGAGAGAGAGAAGGACGGAGGAUUCGGAAGCCAAGUCUGAAAGCCAGAGCUCUGCAGGAAGCCAGUGAGGCUGAAGAGAAGAAGAAAGCUAAUUAUUCUCCACCAAAGACAACGCAGAUCCAGACCUCCAUCCAGCUGUUACCUCUGACUCUCAGUUCAGCCCCUCCACCCUCCAUACCAACCUACCAGCAGCUUGCAUCCUCCACUUCAAGCUUCCUACCUUCUUUCCUCAACGAUCAUGACUACACCUCUUUUAAUCUCCACCUGAGUCCUCUAGACUCAAACUCGAUUCAACUGACCCCUGACUCCGCCCCUAAUGCGCCUCACAAAGCCCCACCCUGCAGGAGGAAACGGUGGAAGGGGAAGGAGCAGCCGGAGCAAUGUGUGGGUGGGACAGGUGAGGCGGGGGGCGGGGCAGGUCCAGGUGUGAUCGAGAAAGGAAAGAGGGUUCGGAACCGGACUCAGAGGGCCAGAGCUCCACAGGAAGCCACUCAGGCCAAGGCUGAAGCCAAGAAGAAGAGAACUUCUUCUCCUCUUAAGAAGCGCUCUCGCUCAUCUUUCCCUAAAAAGGAAGUUGUCAUACGGAAUCAGCCAAUGACUGGUCUUCCUGGGUUCUGUUUACUUCCUGGCCAGUCGGUGUGGGCCAUGACUCCUGGUGGGCUGGUCCAGCUGGCAGAAGCCCCACCCCAAGGCCUGCAGCUGACAUUGGUACCAAGCACCCCCCUUCCAGCUGAACCGGUAAAUAUUUUGAACAGUCAGCUGGUCAGACUCCCCCCCCGCCCUCCCACCGCUGUGUCUGUCCCCGUACACCCCUUUACUACCCUGCCCAUCCUGCAACCUGGCUCAAACCCCGGCCCCUCCCCCCUGCCCUCUUGCCCCCCUCAGCCUCAGCCCAGACUCUUCAUGCCAUAUAAGGGCACGGUGCGGGUGGAGCCGGCGGCGCCCCCCUUGUUACAGUUCGACCCCUCCCUGAUGUUCCGGGAGUCCCAGGAAGCAGUGUGUGAUUGGCUGAGCGGUCGGGGAGGGGUGGUGGUACCUGGAAUAGCCGCGUCGCUUCCUUACCUGCCGCCCUUCGUCAGCAGCCUGAACACGCUCAGUGCGCUUCUCCGGUCCAAGAUGUCUCUGACCAAAUCCUCCCUGAAGCUGCUGUGUCGAGGGUCCGAACCCCAACGGCCACCAACCAAACCCAAACCACACAGCAGCCCAAAGAGGACUUACAGUCAGCUUCCAGACUUGCCAGACUCCACCUCUGAUGUUGGACCUGACACGCCAGUUCCCUCCGUCAGCCCUGACCUCCUGCUGGAGGAAGAGGAACUCGUGGAGGUGUUACGUCAGCUUGUGGCAGAGCGUUUCUCAGGUAACCCCGCCUACCAGCUGCUGAAAGCCCGCUUCCUGUCCUGCUUUACUGUCCCCGCACUCCUGGCCACCGUGCAGCCAAUCAGAACGAAGACUGAGGAGGAGGAGGAGGAGGAGGAGGAGGAGGAGGAGGAGGAGCUGAAGAAGAUCAAAGAUAGAGGCAGGCAGAGGAGAGCCGAGAGAUCUUUGCUGCUGUGUGAUGGGUCCGGAGCACCAGCCAAUCACUUCUCAGGGAUCCCCAGCACUGGAGCCCCCCUGUCCCAUUAACCACAGGUCACAUAUUCAGUUUCUCAGCUUCUUAGCUUAGCUUCUUAGUGGUCCUCGUUCAAACUAAAGUUUACAAGAAGAAAACACUGCUGUGACCUCUGUGGUGCGUUCAGGAACCUCAGAAGAAGUGGUAAAAUUGCACUAAAAUGUUUGUUGUUAUUUUUGGUUGUCUUGUUUAUUUUUUUAUUUAGCUUCUGUAAAGAAAAUGUUCUGUAAGUAUGAGAGUAUUCAUUUGUAAUAAAGAGAACAAUUAUGUGAAAUAAA
Molecule: messenger RNA, 4960 nt
Organism: Cyclopterus lumpus (lumpfish)
Lineage: Eukaryota; Metazoa; Chordata; Actinopteri; Perciformes; Cyclopteridae
Gene: snapc4
Product: small nuclear RNA activating complex, polypeptide 4
Exons: 23
Coding region: 86-4696 (1536 amino acids)
Source: RefSeq, a predicted model, not a curated record